Molecule: messenger RNA, 1320 nt
Organism: Pipistrellus nathusii (Nathusius's pipistrelle)
Lineage: Eukaryota; Metazoa; Chordata; Mammalia; Chiroptera; Vespertilionidae
Source: the annotation of a GenBank genome assembly
AUGAUGUAUGCACCAGCUCAAUUUACAAAAGCUGAUGAUUACCCUCCAGUUGAAUUUCAAAGAAGACAGCAAUUUUGGGACCCUAUUCGACUAGCUCUUUUCAUAUUGGUAAUUGUAGCAAUUAUAGGAAUUACGAUUGGUAUUGUUAGUCAUUACGUUGUUGAGGAUGACAAGUCAUUUUAUUACCUUGUCUCUUUUCAAGUCACAAACGUAAAAUACAGAGAAAAUUAUGGAAUAAAAACCUCAAAAGAGUUUACACAAAGGAGUCAUCAGAUUGAGAGAGUGAUGUCUAGGAUAUUUCGACGUUCUUCUGGAGCAGGUCGGUUUAUCAAAUCUCAUGUUAUCAAAAUAAGUCCAGAUGAAAAUGGUGUGAACAUUCUUAUGGUGCUCAUGUUUCGAUACCCAUCUACUAGUAGUACUGAAUACAUCAGGAAAAGAAUUGAGAAGAUUUUAUAUCAAAAUAUGAAGACAAAAGAUAUGCCUUUGACUAUAAACAAACCAUCAGUUACACUCACAUCUAUUGACAGCAAAAAGAUGAGGAAUCUUCUCAAUAGCCGCUGUGGAAUUAGGAUGACAUCUUCAAACAUGCCGUUACCAGCAUACACUUCUACGGAAAGGAUUGUCCAAGGAAGGGAAACAGCUAUGGAAGGGGAAUGGCCAUGGCAGGCCAGCCUCCAGCUCAAAGGGGCAGGCCAUCAGUGUGGAGCCAGCCUCAUCAGUAACACGUGGCUGCUCACAGCUGCUCACUGCUUCCGCAAAAAUAGAGACCCACAUCAAUGGAUUGCUACUUUUGGUACAACUAUUAAGCCACCCGCAGUGGAACGAAAUGUGGGGAAAAUCAUCCUUCAUGAAAAUUAUCAUAAAGAAACAAAUGAAAAUGACAUUGCCUUGGCUCAGCUUACCACCCGAGUUGAGUUUUCAAAUGUAGUCCAGAGAGUUUGCCUCCCAGAUUCAUCUAUAAAGUUGCCACCUAAAACAAGUGUAUUUGUCACAGGGUUUGGAUCCAUAGUAGAUGAUGGACCCACACAAAAUAAACUUCGGCAAGCCAGGGUGGAAACCAUAAGCAGUAAUGUAUGUAACAGAAAGGAUGUAUAUGAUGGUAUGAUCACUUCAGGAAUGUUAUGUGCUGGAUUCAUGGAAGGAAAAGUAGAUGCAUGUAAAGGUGAUUCUGGUGGGCCUCUGGUUUAUGAUAAUCAUGACAUCUGGUACCUUAUUGGUAUAGUAAGUUGGGGACAAUCAUGUGCUCUUCCUAAAAAACCUGGGGUCUACACGAGAGUGACUCAGUAUCGAAACUGGAUUGCCUCAAAGACUGGUAUCUAG